Messenger RNA from Salvelinus sp. IW2-2015, 1174 nucleotides. RefSeq names its product mitochondrial intermembrane space import and assembly protein 40. Gene Ontology annotation, cellular component: mitochondrial intermembrane space. The record is from RefSeq and is a predicted model, not a curated record. Gene Ontology annotation, molecular function: protein-disulfide reductase activity. Gene Ontology annotation, biological process: protein import into mitochondrial intermembrane space. Lineage: Eukaryota; Metazoa; Chordata; Actinopteri; Salmoniformes; Salmonidae.
UACUACUUUUUUAGUGUUGCUGUCAAGACACUGAUAGCCGGGCGGUCAUUAAAUGUCUGCACAGUAGCUAAUUGUUGGACAUAAACCGUCGUUACUUGUAAAACAAGUAGAGGAUUGACAGAUAUUACCACCGGCAGUCAUGUCGUACUGCAAGCAAGAGGGUAAAGAUCGCAUUAUUUUCGUUACCAAGGAAGACCAUGAAGCGCCCAGCAACGCUGAGCUCAUUGCAGAUGACCCCAAUGACCCCUACGAAGAUCAGGGCCUGAUCCUGCCCAGUGGGGAGAUCAACUGGAACUGUCCAUGCCUGGGAGGGAUGGCUAGCGGGCCCUGUGGGACACAGUUCAAGGAGGCCUUCUCCUGCUUCCACUACAGCAAUGAAGAGGUGAAGGGUUCAGAGUGUAUCGACAACUUCCGUGCUAUGCAGGAGUGUAUGCAGAAGUACCCCGAGCUCUACCCCCAGGAGGAUGAGAACGAGGGAGCUGACGGUGCUGCCCCUCCCCUCGUUGAUUCUACUGCCCCUGUGCCCACCGAGGACUCUUCCCCAGCCUCAGUGCCCUCUAGUAACUCUACCCCGUCCCCACCAACACCUGAAUCUGCCCCGUCAUCCGACAAUACACCACCCACAGACAGCCAGGCUGCCAGCUAAAAUCACCCAGCAUCCCCCAGUCUCUCUUAAACCACUGCUGAGCACAGGCCACUUUCAUGGGAGAUCAGCUGUGUGUUCACUGGUGCCUCAGACUUUAUCUCUUGGUUCAACGUUCAUCACAAAGGAUAAUGACUUUAAAGGGGGCCUAGUACUGCAGAGGAGUUAUGUCUCUUCCAGGGAAUAUCAGUUAAUGCUGUGAGAGGAGGACAAUACAAAAUACAUUUCAUAGGAUUUAUUGUAGUGGUUGUUGAGCUCCUGAGGUUCCUACAGUGCCAAGUUUGUAGAGAGGGGGGGGUUGUUUUCUGCAGGGGACUUUAGUUAAGACUCGCAACCAACAUAUUUUUCUGCUUAUCAAGCUUCAAAUCAGAUGUGUUGUGCCAUUCUACGUUAAUGCUACACUGGAGGUGUGUAACCUACUGUCAAUGUUACUGUUACUGGUCGUUUGUGAUUACUUGACUUCAUGUUUGUGCUUGACGGAUCAUAGUAAGCAAUUGAGCUAGUAUUAAAGCUUGAUUACUCUUGUUCUCA